AUGGUCCCCGAAGCCCGAACCCUGUACAACAAAUCAACUACGCACCGCAACUUCGGCCCUUCAACCGGCAACAUCCAGCAAGAACCAGUCCUCCAAGAAGGGUACAUCUUCUAUGAUGUGAUUGCAAACACCUUCGCAACUCAAGUCGUCGAAUGCAUGCUCGGCCCUAAUCUGGCACUCAGAUUCUACAGCGCGAAUACCGCGUUCAAAGCCACAGGUCGCCAACCGCCGCAUAUCGAUGUUCAUUUCGAUUUUCCGUGUGGUGUCCCCUUUGGGUAUUGCGUGAAUAUAAAUCUUGUCGAUACGUCGCCGCUAAACGGGGCGACGGAGGUGUGGCCGGGGACGCACCUGGGGACUUCUAUAAACGACAUGUCCGACACAGAACCGGGGAUACGCAAGGAGCUUGUCGAAGAGCGUAGGAAGAUUCGCCCUCCCGUUCAACCAUCACUGCCCAAGGGGUCAUUGAUCAUUCGAGAUUUCAGGUUAUGGCAUGCUGGGAGACCGAAUCAGACAGAUGAGCCGAGGGUGAUGAUUGUCACAGUACUUUUUCCGAAGUGGUAUAGAAGUGAUUUGGAGAUUGUGUUGCCGGAGACCGUUAGAGGGAAAAUCGAUUGGGGAACGAUUGAUUCCAAGGUGAAGUGGGUGCCGGAUGGCUAUGAUUAUUUGCAGGGUGCGCAUGAUCAUGAUUUUGUCUUGUUGCCUUGA
Molecule: messenger RNA, 705 nt
Organism: Talaromyces marneffei
Lineage: Eukaryota; Fungi; Ascomycota; Eurotiomycetes; Eurotiales; Trichocomaceae
Exons: 1
Coding region: 1-705 (234 amino acids)
Source: RefSeq, a predicted model, not a curated record